ACCAUUUAAUUGUUUAAUUACUGAUCUAAACACUAUGACGUACCCUACGAACUAACAGCAACCUCACAGUUAUUAUGGUGGAGACAGUAGAGGAGAGCCGCACAGUACUGACAGCAUGGAAGGAGAGGUGGAGUGACGAACAGUGGCUGUGUGAACUCAUUGAUAACAGGCACAAACACGACCCUAUUAAACUCUCUAAUGUUGUUUUGGAACUGUUAUCUGUUGGCAAGAAGCCAAAUCUGCAACUGUUACAUUAUCUUGACCUCGCUAUCGCGUGUCAAGCUGUACCUUUGUGUGCUUUUAUCAGAGCAGUUCAUGGCAGUUUCAGGGCUAAGAGCGGAUCAUUAGAUAUCAUCAACAGCUUAGUUACAACCGUUUCCAAUCACAUGGCAAAUCUAAGAGAUGAAGUAGACCAAGAAGACCCAGCCAAGUUACCCACUUCUCUUCUAGCUCUUGUAGAAUGGCUGGUGUACGUUCAAGUUAACGCCAUCAAGCAGCUUUCUUUCGGCACGGAGGAAGAAUGUUUGUCACUUUUCCGAGGAUGCACAUCUAUAAUACAAUCAAUAUCCGAGGAUAUACUGCUCUCCUCGCUGGCUCCUUUGUGGGGCGCUGGGAGAUGGCAAAACCUUACUUCUGCUACUCAAAACAUUCACAUUCCCCUUGAUGCUUGUUCUGAAGACGGUAAGAAAGCUUUGGCCUCCUCUGUCGUCUCCUUUGUACGGUAUUUAGAGAAGAUCCAUCCACCUGCCUCCUCCCCCACCCUUAGCAACCACCUCUUCAACUUACCCUGCAAACUCCUCCUACACCUAGAUAUCCUGCACCACGGUUCUCUGUGCAGCGCCACCUACUUCACCAAAACAGCACUGCACUACCGGUGCUCCUUGCAGAAAGUGUGCAUCGAGUGGGGCAAGGCACACCUGCAGGUCAUGAACGAGAACAAGUGCACAAAACCAGCAACCAUACUGGACGAGAAGAAGAAGAGUUGCAGGGAACUGGUCCUGGCGAUGUUCCUCUACAAAUACCCUAGAGUUGUUGCUGAGUUGUUCCCCAGUACGAAACAGAGUGAGGUUGUAAUUACUCAUCUCCUCCAACAGGACGUGUGUUGGGCUACUGUGUGUUCUACUCCAGAGUGGAACAUUGCACUCCCCUUCUUACAGGCUGCUCUCAGACACAACCUCAUCACUAACGCAACGUUUGAGAAACUGAAAGAGAGCAAGUCUUCAGAGCAUACUUCCUCGGAGAUCGUAAACGCGCUGCACAACGCAGAGCGCACGCUCGAGGAAGCGUGUGAACUGUUCAACACCACUACGUACACCGCCAACACUGCAAACCAAACCAUAUCCCUGCUGGAGGGAAUGACUUGUAGCUCAGCUAAUAUAAUCGAGAUAUUUGAUCGGUUGUUCUACGUUGCAGCAGCUAAAGGAGAGCUGAAAGUUCUGGUAGCUCGGAUAUGUAACCUGAUAGAUAACACGUGUGAUGGCAGCUCUACUGACCAGUUCGAGGAACAGAACAGAAUCGCUCUGUUUGAUAUUUCCUGUCUUCUCCUUAUCCGCUGCUGUAUGAUGUUCGGUUCUGAGGUUGUCCCAGAGUCGGCUCCGUUCUGCCGCUGGCUGGGAAGUCACGUGUGCGGGUUAAAUAACCCCCUGCAGCCCCUCAUGCCGCUCAUUCAUCCCGGACACCAUGAGAAUGUUAACAUGUUGGUUAAGUUUUUCUCCUCUCCUGAGUGCAAACUUAACACCAACUCGCUGCAGAAUGUUAUCUCCGCUAUACCUGAUACUUUAAGCGAUAUAAUUAACGGAUUCAAAACUGAGAUGAUACAGCAGGACGUGUUCAACCAGCAAGCAAUGAUUUUAAGAGAGUACAUGCUAGCUCCUUCCUUCAUCGCAAUUCACUGGCUCAUAAACUUCAAGGAUACGGCAAUAGAGGAUAACAGGCACAUGACUAUCAUGAUGAAACCUUUACUGAAGCCAUUCCGCCCAUCUGAAGCAGGGUAUACACAGGUACUCCUCGGACAAAGGAUAGAAAUUCUACACAGAUCAAUUAACGCUUCUGUCAGUCUACAGGACAUGAAACUGAAGAAGUUGAACAAGAAACCCUUCUGGGUAAACCACGUGGAACGGCCAGUUAGUCAGGAUUCCUUAGACAGUGUCUGGACUCAGGUACGUAGCAGUGCAACUCUGGACAAGCUGGCUCAACUGUUCUUGUCAGAUAACGUUCCAGAUGUAGUCUAUACUGCUGCAGUACAAACUCUCAGUCUCAAACUUUCAGAUGAUAUCAGACAUGCUAUUUUCUCAAGCGCUGCCGUUCUUCAGACUGAUCCUAGAUAUGUUCCCUGGUUGCUUCAGCACACUGUCCCAGGAUUGCUGAACGAAGGCCCACCCUCUAACUGGAAGUCGUACAUCUGGUCCCUGGCACAACUCACCUUUCUAUCUGUUGAUUUGUACCUCAGUAAUAUGGCUGACAACAGCAACUCAUCUAUUGAUAAUGAGAUUAGAGCACCAAAAAGACAAUGCCGGCGAAGACAGCUGGAGUCAUUUAACCGUUCUGACAAGUUGAAGGAAGCUCUGCAGGUGUUUUGGCGGGAAAUGAAAGACGUUAUUAAGGAGGAGGGCUUCAGUUAUUCCACCACAUUCCUUCACAGGUUCAUCAAGUUUGGAAUAGAAAUGGAUAAGUCCCGAUUAAAAGACAUUAUUGCGGAUGUAGACAAGGAUGUGAUAAAAUCUAUAGCUACCCAUCUCAUCGAACACGAACUCAUUUCAGAUGGAGUAACCUUGCUCCUUUUGUCGGGGGUCGAUCAGAGUCAGUGUUCUUCGAUAUUGCAAAGUGUUCUCUGAACGCUGUCAGAGGUCUCACGAAGACCAAUCUUGAAACGCUUUAAAUCGACUUUCGUGUGAUUAUAUAAAUCGAUAUGCUUGUCACGUACCUUCACUGCUAUUGAGAUACUACUAUUAGUAUUUGUAACUAUUUCAUUUGUCAUUGCCUCCGGUGUUGCCAGAACUCAAGAAGAAUUUGAAUUUUCCGCACUUCUUAAAUUUGACGGCUUUUGCCUUUUUACUUUUAGGAUAUUUGGGUUACAGUUGGAACUGGAAGAUUUCAAUUUCAAAUUUUAUUGUGACUGCUCGAAAUUUAUCUUUAAAUCUCA
Bolinopsis microptera is the source of this 3142-nucleotide messenger RNA. Its product is annotated as mediator of RNA polymerase II transcription subunit 24-like. Bases 75 to 2834 code for a protein of 919 amino acids. NCBI's taxonomy places the organism in Eukaryota, Metazoa, Ctenophora, Tentaculata, Lobata, Bolinopsidae. Gene Ontology annotation, molecular function: transcription coregulator activity. The transcript is spliced from 14 exons. Gene Ontology annotation, cellular component: mediator complex. The record is from RefSeq and is a predicted model, not a curated record.